CACCCCUGCUUCCUCUCCAUCGUGUUGACUUAUUGAGUUUGCUCUCUUCUUGUUCUCAACUCGAUCGAAUCACGGACAAGAAGUGAGAAGCUAUAAAGAAACUUGAGAAAGUAGAAUGAGUGUCUUAAGUCACAAGAUCAUAGCCUUUUCUCUGCUCACUUUCUUGCUUUACAUUCACCGCCUUCAUGCGCAACACUUUAUCCUCAACUUCUCUGAUGAAGAUUUCCACAAUGGCUUCGACAAUAACAGCACCGAAGAUGAUUCUAACACCGAUAACUUCGGACAAACAGAAUCUAAAUCCGACCAGGAUCUUGAUCCUGGUUCUUGGCGAUCAAUCUUGGAGCUGGAUGACUUAGUCGUCAACCCUGCGUUGACUCUGUACUACUCUUCCCUCAAGAAGAUGGUCUUGGCAGUAAGCAAAGGAAACAUUAGUUUGAUGGAGGAAGCGGUCACCCAGCUGAACGCUUCUGCAUCGGCGGGAGAUCCGCACGCACAGUCAGUGAUGGGGUUCGUGUAUGGGAUGGGGAUGACACUGGAGACGAAUGGAGACAAAUCGUUUCUGCAACAUCAUUUUUCGGCUGAGAGAGGGAAUAUGCAGUCCAAGAUGGCACUUGCAUUCAGAUAUAUACAACUAGAUAUGUAUGAUAAAGCUGUCCAGCUAUAUGCUGAAGUAGCGGAGGCAGCAGUCAGUAGCUUUCUGAUCUCUAAGGAUUCCCCCAUGGUUGUACCACUUAGAAUUCAUAGAGGAGCAGAGGAAGACAAAGAUGUGCUAAGGAGAUUCCGUGGUGAAGACGGUGAAGAUUUCAAGAUGUUGGAGUACCAGGCACAGAUUGGGCAUCCUUCAGCAAUGUACAGGACUGGAUUGUUUUAUUACUUUUCUCUGAGAGGAUUAAGACAUGAUCACGCCAAGGCAGUGUACUGGUUUUCAAAGGCAGCAGAGAAAGGAGAGCCGAGGUCAAUGGAGAUUCUUGGUGAGAUAUAUGCCCGAGGAACCGGUGUUGAGAGAAACUAUACCAAGGCGUUUGAAUGUCUCACACUUGCUGCAGAAGGAGGUCUGGAUUCAGCAUUUACUGGCCUGGGGUACUUGUAUGUCAAAGGCUAUGGAGUAGAUAAGAACUACGCUAAGGCGAGAGAAUGUUUUGAGAAGGUUUCUGAUAGUGUAGACCCAAGCGGGAUGUACUACCUUGGAAUGUUGUAUCUUAAAGGCAUUGGAGUCAAAAGAGAUGUGAAGAAGGCAACCAAAUACUUCCUUGUCGCUUCAAAUGCUGGCCUACCAAAGGCUAUGUAUCAAAUCGCCAAGAUGGUACAUGCUGGCGCCGAGCUCAAGAAGAAUCCCAACAUGCUGAAACUGGCUGCGGCUUUUUACAAGUCAGUAGCAGAAAGAGGGCCAUGGAAUUCUCUCUCUAGAUGGGCUCUUGAAGCUUACAUGAAGGGUGAUGUAGGAAAGGCUUUUAUAUUGUACUCAAGAAUGUCAGAGCUUGGUUACGAAGUUGCACAAAGUAAUGCUGCCUGGAUCCUGGAUAAGUACGGUGAAAGGAGCAUGUGCAUGGGAGUUUCUGAAUUUUGCACGGCUAAAGAGAGGAAGGAGCGUGCUCAUGCCUUGUGGUGGCGAGCCUCUAAACAAGGAAACGACUAUGCUGCUUUGCUUGUGGGAGAUGCAUAUUACCAUGGCCGGGGUAAUGGGAGGGAUUUUGUGCGUGCAGCAGAGGCAUACAUGUAUGCAAAAUCUCAACUAAAUGCACAAGCCAUGUUCAACCUCGGUUACAUGCAUGAGUAUGGUCAAGGGCUUUCUUUUGAUCUCAAUCUUGCUAAAAGUUACUACAACCAAGCUUUCGAGAACGAGCCAGUAUCCAGAUUGCCAAUCAUGCUUGCUCUUGCGAGGUUGUGGGUUCGCAGAAACUAUGCUGAUAUUUCCAUCAUGGUGACUCUUCUUCUAGCCUCUCUUGUAACUGUUCGACAUCUCCGGACGAAGAGACCACAACGCAGAGAGGUCACCGUGGAUUCCAUUGGUGCUGACGCUACACAGCCUCUCGUUGAGUAUGCUGAUUUCCCCAACUGAUCCGGAUAUGUUAACAUGUAAGCUACGUAGUUGUGAGUUGUGACACCGUACAGAUUGAU
Messenger RNA from Brassica oleracea var. oleracea, 2118 nucleotides. RefSeq names its product ERAD-associated E3 ubiquitin-protein ligase component HRD3A. The record is from RefSeq and is a predicted model, not a curated record. Bases 116 to 2059 code for a protein of 647 amino acids. The transcript has 5 exons. Lineage: Eukaryota; Viridiplantae; Streptophyta; Magnoliopsida; Brassicales; Brassicaceae. Gene Ontology annotation, molecular function: protein binding.